Cloeon dipterum is the source of this 1013-nucleotide messenger RNA. RefSeq names its product protein SCO1 homolog, mitochondrial (gene Scox). The transcript is spliced from 5 exons. Gene Ontology annotation, cellular component: mitochondrial inner membrane. Lineage: Eukaryota; Metazoa; Arthropoda; Insecta; Ephemeroptera; Baetidae. Gene Ontology annotation, biological process: intracellular copper ion homeostasis; mitochondrial respiratory chain complex IV assembly. The coding region runs from base 120 to 950 and encodes 276 amino acids. The record is from RefSeq and is a predicted model, not a curated record. Gene Ontology annotation, molecular function: copper chaperone activity; copper ion binding.
AUGUUAAAGGCGUGAUCGAGGCUCAAAAUUUUAUGCAUCUUGUUGUAUCUACGGCAUUUUUCUAAAAAUAUACCACAGUAUUUGAAUAAGAUAAAACGAACAGGAAGGUCAGCUUAAAAAUGGGAAGAUUUGGCAUGUGUGGAAGGUUGAUUUUCGACUCGUUAUUUUCACAAACGGCUAACAGGGGUUGCAUCAUAGUACCGCACAAUGCAAAAACACAAAUUCGACUUAACCGGCUUUUCAACACCACUUCUCUCAAUAGAAAUGUGGAGCCCCCUAAGAUGAACAAACCCAAGGCAAAGGGAAUAAUCACGUGGAAAACCCUCGGGAUCACAACAGUAGUCGGAGGAGGAUUGCUUGCCUUCAUGUUGUACGUCAAACGAGAGAAAGAACUUGCCAUAGCAAGAGAGAGGAAGCGCGCGCUUGGCAAGAUCUCCAUUGGUGGAAAGUUUAAGCUGAAGGAUUGCAAGGGCAGAAUUCGCAGUUCGGACGACUUCCUUGGCCAGUGGUGCCUCAUUUACUUUGGCUUCACCCACUGCCCAGACAUUUGCCCUGAUGAAAUUGAGAAAAUGGUUGAAAUUGUCAACAAGCUUGACAAGGACAACAAAUUAAAGGUGCAGCCAAUUUUCAUCUCUGUUGAUCCCGAAAGAGACACACCUGAGGUUGUUGGAAAGUACACUGCCGAGUUCUCGCCACGGCUCUUGGGACUCACGGGCAACCGAGUGGAGAUUGAUGAAGUUUGCAAGGCGUACCGUGUGUAUUCAAGUGCCGGUCCCAGAGAUCAAGAGAAUGAUUAUAUCGUGGACCACACGAUUAUCAUGUACUUAGUGAACCCUGAUGGGGAAUUUGUGGACUACUUUGGUCAGAACAGAAAUGUUGAAGAAAUAUUCAACAGCGUCAAGAUCCACGCGACCAAGUACGAUAGGAUGAAUAAUCCAGGCUGGUUCUGAUCAUCUGCUAGCAUUUAUUUGUAUCAAAAUUGAAAAAUAUAGACUGCUUAAAUUUGCCUGAAA